AUGGUCGUGGUGGGAAAACAGCGCGAGGAGAAUGUUGCCGAGCCUGUGCUGGCUAACUUGCUGAUCGAUGACCGUACGCCUUGGUACAAGAAGCCGAAUCUGAGACGGCUCUAUUUCAUCUUGUUUCCGGCGUAUUUUGGUCAUGCAACCGGGAAGAUGGUGAAUGGACGCCACGAGUACGCCAUCGAAGCGAACCUCAAGGGCUUUCUGGGUGCUGCAUACUCCCUCGGAGCUAUUAUCUCCCUGCCUUUUGUCCCAUACCUCAAUCAGCGAGUCGGACGACGAUGGACGAUCAUGUUCGGUUCAUGCGUGAGCUUGGUUGGGGCCCUCAUCCAGGGCUUCUCCAAUGGAGUGGCCAUGUACAUUGUCGCGCGUAUCCUUCUAGGAUUCGGAAUCCCGUUCUGCAUCGUCGCAGGGUCAUCUUUGCUGGGAGAGCUGGGUUACCCCAAGGAACGACCGAUUCUCACCUCGCUGUUCAACUCCUCCUACUUCAUCGGCCAGGUCAUCGCGGCAGCCGUGGGCCUGGGUACGGUGACCAUUUCGUCCAACUGGGCAUGGCGAAUCCCAUCUCUGCUUCAGAUUGCGCCCGCCACGGUCCAGAUCGUGACGGUGAUGUUCCUCCCCGAAAGUCCCCGAUACCUGAUCAGCAAAGACCGCUACGAUGAGGCCUUUGACAUCCUCACCAAGUACCACGCGGAGGGCGACCGCAGCUCGGUCAUUGUCAAGGCCGAACUGGCGCAGAUCGAACGCACCAUCAAGAUGGAGCUCGAAGAGUCCAAACAAUCCUGGUGGGACAUGUUCCGCACGGCCGGUAUGCGUCGUCGACUGUUCAUCUCCGCGUUUCUCGGCCUGUUCACGCAGUGGUCCGGCAACACGCUCAUUUCGUACUAUCUUAGCGACCUCCUGAACAUGGUCGGAAUCACCGACGGCGUGACCAAGUCCAAGAUCAACAUCGGCAUCGCCUGCUGGGGUCUCGUCUGUGGCACUGCGCUGGCACUGACGGCGCCGCGCUUCAAGCGUCGGCCGAUGUACUUGACCUGCGCAAGCUGCCUGCUGUGUGUGUACAUCGCAUGGACCAUCUCCAUGGAGCGCUUCAUGAGCACAAAGGCUCAAUCCGCAGCCAUUCUGACCAUCUUCUUCAUUUUUGCCUACUCGCCCGCCUACAACCUCGGCUAUAACGCCCUAACCUACACGUAUCUGGUCGAGCUGUUCCCUUACGUGGGCCGCUCACGCGGUCUCUCCUGGUUCCAGUUCUAUGGCCGCGGCGCAAGCUUCUUUGCCACCUACGUGAACCCCAUUGGUUUGACGCGCAUCGCCUGGAAGUGGCUCCUGGUGUACUGCUGCUGGCUGGUAUUUGAGCUGGUUUUUAUCUACUUCUUCUUCCCCGAAACUGCGGGCCGCACUCUUGAGGAGCUAUCGUUCUUGUUCGAGGACAAAGACAAGGCCAAUGAGGUCGCUGCAGCCGUUCACAAACGGCUCGAUGAGGAUGACGAGAAGAAAAAUGACACGGCACAUGUGGAGGCCCAAGAGACCAAGAAUGCUGUUUGA
Molecule: messenger RNA, 1548 nt
Organism: Penicillium samsonianum
Lineage: Eukaryota; Fungi; Ascomycota; Eurotiomycetes; Eurotiales; Aspergillaceae
Exons: 7
Coding region: 1-1548 (515 amino acids)
Biological process (GO): carbohydrate transport; transmembrane transport
Cellular component (GO): membrane
Molecular function (GO): carbohydrate:proton symporter activity
Source: RefSeq, a predicted model, not a curated record